AUCAGAAAAUUCGGCAGAGCAGAGUGAGAGGCAGAGAGAAGAGAAGACACACUCACACACCAGCAAAGUUACCUUCUGAUCAGUCUGACGCACAAAAACUUCACUGGACACGUCCCAGAGGACUUAAUUUCCCAUCAUGCACCAGGAGAAUCUCUCACAUCUCAAGGGAACUUGGACCCCAUGGAGUAAGCUGGUUGGAGUCUCUGGCAUGCCGAGCAUGGGACCGAUCCAACCACAGAGAACAGCUCCGCUCUGGGCCCGGCUGCUUCUGGUGGCUCUCCUGGUUCCUGGAACCUGGAGCCUUCUCACCGACCAGCAGGAGGAGAUGUUGGUGGAGCUUCAUAACCACUACAGAGGACAAGUUUCGCCCUCUGCUGCAGCCAUGCUGCCUCUGAAAUGGGACGGAAAUCUGAAGUUGGUUGCCGAGGGCUACGCUGCUAAGUGUAUCUGGGAACACAACACUGAGUUGGAGGACACUGGAGAGAAUCUGUUUGCUGGCACAGGCAAACUUGAUCUCAGCGAGGCUGUGGAGAAAUGGUUUCUUGAACGCUUGGAUUACAGUUAUGAGAACAACAGCUGUGACGAGGAUAAGAUGUGUGGACACUACACGCAGAUGGUGUGGGCGGACACACACAGAGUUGGCUGUGCCGUCCAUUUUUGUAACACCAUAGAGAAUCUGGACUGGAACAACGUCUCUUACCUCGUCUGCAACUACUUCCCAGCAGGGAACUAUGAUGACGAACGGCCGUAUGUGGAAGGAGACUGGUGCUCCAGAUGUCCUGAAGAUUUGGACGUCUGUCAAAACCACCUCUGUGUUAAGAAGGAGGUUGGAGACACCGAUGAAGAGGAGAUGACAACUGAUUCACCCCUGAUGACGGAUAUUGUAACAGCAGCAAGCAAUCCCCCUUCAGUCCAUGACAGCUUUGCUGAUGUUACCCCCAUCAUCCUUGAAAAGGAAUCAGAUGACACUCCGUCCCCUUGGAGCGCUAUGGAGACCGUCUCCUCACCCGGACUUCAACCAACCCCGCUAGGAGAGGAGGAGGAGAACUCAGAGCCAAACAAUCUGGAUGAGGAGAAGCAGAGGAAGGAAAGUGUACACCGACAGGAGGAAACGCAGAAAAUUUUGGAACCAGCUAGAACCUCUGCAGCCUCAGUUUUAGCAGCUUCGUUCCUGUUAGCCUGCCUGACUGGACUCUUGAAUCUGGAUCUGUGAGGAGGUGGACAUGGAGAAGCAUUAGCUUUUCCUUUUCCUGCAAUGACUGCACAGCUUUCUGUUAACCCACCCAGACUGUGUUGAACAAAUUAGGUCAAUUAAUUCCCUCUCACAAGAAAACAGCAGCUGUUAUCUCAACAUCAGCAUGAAGCUGCUCUAAAAUCUGAGGCUUACGCGCUUCAUUCCAGAGCGGCACUCUGACACACAGCUGAUUUAACAGAAAUCACUAUUACACUGCAGACUGUAUGGGUUUCUAAAAAUAAUUAACAUUCACAAAGGUUUUUUCGCAUUGACUCUUGCAUUUUCAUGAAAUUUGAUUAGGAACUUGUAAAGAAUGUCUCAGAAAGUUAUUAGCUAUUUUUUUAGGAGUGGAAACAUCCAGUUAUGCAGAUUUCCCCCGAUAGAUUAUUCCUGUUUGUGUCUGUCUAUUAAGGUUUGAGUUUAAUGAACGACCUGUCAUCUUAUUUACAGCUGUUUUGAGAACAAACAAUACAGACACUGCAGAUGGAUUAAAAAAUGUGUUUUCUGUCAGUCUAGCCAAUGAAAAACUGAGUAAAAGACCAAAUAAAUGUGUUUGUGUCAGUUA
Molecule: messenger RNA, 1799 nt
Organism: Oryzias latipes (Japanese medaka)
Lineage: Eukaryota; Metazoa; Chordata; Actinopteri; Beloniformes; Adrianichthyidae
Product: peptidase inhibitor 16
Cellular component (GO): extracellular region
Source: RefSeq, a predicted model, not a curated record